Linum tenue is the source of this 2309-nucleotide messenger RNA. Lineage: Eukaryota; Viridiplantae; Streptophyta; Magnoliopsida; Malpighiales; Linaceae. The record is from the annotation of a GenBank genome assembly.
AGCAGACACAUUAGGUCGUUUUUUAUCAGAAGAAGAUGUCGUUUUACCUCGGACGAUCCAUUGCUUUGCUCGAGAGGAGAAAGAAAGGCGAUUGGGUCUCCGAAAUUCGUCUGAAAAAGCUGGCCGACGAUAGAGCGAUCGGAAUCUAUACGCAAGCGGCGUAUCCGUGACAGAGAUCAGGUGAAGACGCUGAAGCGAAUCCCGAUUUCCCGCCAAUUGAAGAAAGGCGGGAGGGGAAGGUGAGAAUAGACGGAAGGUGUAGAAACAGCGGAGUUCAGGCUCUGCUUCCAGUUUCGAUUAUCGCUAUCGCCAUCAAAGUUCUGAUACGAUUUGUUGGGUAGAUUUGAAGAUUUUAACAGCGAUGAAGAAGUUAUUGGAGUUUGGGAGGAAGGCGUUUUUCUAUGCGAAAGUGCUUUCAGGAUAUGAAGAACGUGUGUGAUUGCGAAGGCGUUUUGUGUGUUUGUUCCCAAUUCAAGAGGAGCAGUCAACGAUCCCAGUAGCAGGGGCAGCCCAACAAACUAGAUCAACCAUCGCGCGGUUGAAGGGUGCGAUUGCGAAGGCAGCUAUUGCCAAGUGGAAUCGGGGGAGAAACAAAAUCUUUAUUCGCCGGCAGCUCUCGCCGUCCGCUUCCCCUUCGGCCGAGUUUCGACGGAGUCUUCUUUCUUCCCAAAUUGGGUUUGGAAUGAUAGGGGGCUGAUUUCAUUAGUUUCUUUCCGUUUCCAAUUUCUAAUAAAUCGACGCUGGAGUUCGUAAUGAUGACUGAAGCCUGAAGGUACUAUUCAGAGCGAAACCAUGUCGGAAUUGUUGAAUCAAUUCGAAUGCAUUCUCGAUUCCGAUCCCCUCAUCAACGAAGUAGGGUUCAUUCACCCUUCGCAAUUUGCGACAUUAGAAUCGGAAGCCUCGGAUGCGCUGGAUGGUGGAGAUGGGAGCUUCUGGAUUCGAGAUCACAAACUGGGCAUUUCCUCGGAGGUUGUUCUCCUAUUGUACAAGGCUGCCAGAGAACAAUUCAUGAAUGCAAUUGCAGAAUACAGGAAACUCGACGGCCUAUCUCUUCCUUCUGCUGAAGCUCUAGGAAUUGUGGUUAUGAAAUGCAGCAAAGCACUUGUGUUGUUAAGCCCUGAUUUCGGGACUGCUUGGAAUUCCAGAAAGUUAAUAGUAUCGAAGAAGACACAAGCGUCAAUGUUCACUGACGAGCUCCGCUUGUCUGCCCUUGUCCUUUCGUAUUCACCCAAGAGCGAGCAAGCAUGGAGCCAUAGGAGGUGGGUGAUCAAGAAUAUGGCCAGAAAUCGUACAACUUUGCAAGAGAUUCUGAGGGAAGAAUCUGACCUGGUGGAGAAGAUAGCAGAGAGAUCAAAGAUGAACUAUCGUGCAUGGAAUCAUCGCUGCUGGUUGGUUUCUUACAUGGAUAGAGAACAGGUGAUUCAGGAACUGAAGAAAUCCAAAACGUGGGCUGGGUUACAUGUUUCUGAUAAUUCUUGCUUUCAUUAUCGCAUGAGGAUUGCUGCCGUAAGCAAGAAGAGGGGUCGUGUGAUUCUUGUGUUGAAGUUUAUUUGAUCUGGCAGGAGGAGCUUGACUGGAAUGAAGAAUUAAUAAAGCGUUAUUUAGGAAGGGAGGUAUUUUUCUCAAGCCCAUUUAAAAUAUGUGAAUAUAGGGGAACUUGACAAACAUGAAAAUCGAUUACUGCGUUCUGCAAAUUAAAGUAGCUGUGGAAUUGUUUCUGAUCACUUUGUUUCUGAUCACUUUGUUUCCAUUAGUUUCCUCCAAAGCUAACGCCCACCCCAAAUCCCUUUUUGUUCACAGGCUCUAUGGCUCUACCGUCGCUUUCUCUCCUUAUUAUGGAUAAGGCAUUUCACAAGCGAUGUCAACGACGUGUCUUCUCCACAAAAACGCCAAUCUAGCAUCCAAGUGAACGUCAGUGUGUUUUUGGAUGAGGAGUUGCUCCUCGUCAGUUCAUGCUCGGAAGGAUGUGAUGAUGAGUUUGAAGAUUUUGAAGAACAAGCAAUUUGUUCAGCAUCUUACAUGUUAUGGUUGACAAAGCAAAUCCCUGAAACCCAGAAGUUAGAACUGAGAGAGAAGAUAGAGAAUGAGCGUCUGGACGCCAUGUUGAAGUUGGUGUCCCUGAGAGGUCCUCCAUUUGGGGCUAUCUAAGAUUAGUAAGUCUAUUUGGCUGCCAUGGACGCUGGAAGUGGAUGGUAUUAAUGAGAGUUGUUAUUUGCCAUUUCCCGCCCACAGUUACGCAAAAAAUGACCAGUAUACCCCUAAUAAAUUUCUAAAACCUAAAUGUCUAACCCUCCACUCCACUCUCCCUC